Molecule: messenger RNA, 2248 nt
Organism: Salvia miltiorrhiza (redroot sage)
Lineage: Eukaryota; Viridiplantae; Streptophyta; Magnoliopsida; Lamiales; Lamiaceae
Product: ubiquitin carboxyl-terminal hydrolase 24-like
Exons: 7
Coding region: 245-1873 (542 amino acids)
Biological process (GO): protein deubiquitination
Cellular component (GO): cytosol; nucleus
Molecular function (GO): cysteine-type deubiquitinase activity; cysteine-type endopeptidase activity
Source: RefSeq, a predicted model, not a curated record
UUGUUUUCCUUUUCCUAAUUUCUACUCCCACUUUCUCUCUCACACAUUUCACCCUUUUUCCCCACAGGGCUUUUGCGCUCGGCGCUCUCUUUCUUCCCCUCUCUCUGUCUUAAAUUUUAAUGUCUUCUGCUGUGUCCUCGCUUUCUCUGUCUUCCGACAUCGUUUCGAGCAGACGGCAUUGUUUCAUCCUAGAUGCCCAACCGUUGUGCUCUUCCAUGAGGUCCUCGAUGCUCCCAUUCUCAACAUGACUGAUAAUCAGGUGUUGGUUUUUGGAUCUUUUACUGAAGAUGAGAUCAGAUCCAUGCAAUGUCAACCACAAAAGAAUGAUACACAGAUAAUAUUUGGUUCUUUGGAUUUGGAAACUUUAAGAUCUGUGGGAAUUUUCAGUACAAAAUUGACUGAGCUUCAUUCACCUAAUGGAUCUGAGAGUUCAAUACCUGAUAAUACACCAAAUAAAAUGCUCCCUUGUGAUAGCAGAAGUACACCAGUCUCAGAAGUUGCUGUGGUGGAAGAAAAUGGGUGCCCCAAUCGUACCAUCUGUCCUGGCGAUAGUGGUUUGAAACAAUUGAAGCCCGCCAAAAUAGAUGGACAUGCAUCAGUAGGUUCUGAUAGUGCACACAAUUUAUCUAAAAAGUCAACCACAGAGCUGCCUGAUAUCAAUGGAGUGAGGGAGUUAUUUUACUCAGAAAAUAUUGUUUUGCAUGAUUCUGGAAAUGGUAUUCAGCAAGUGGACUCUGUAUGGAGCACCUACAAGGAUUCAAAUUGGCCAAAUCCUAUUCGUAGGAGUUUUUUGCCUAGAGGUUUAGUCAACUUGGGAAACCUUUGCUUUCUCAAUGCGACUCUGCAAGCUCUACUAUCAUGUUCUCCCUUUCUGGAGCUGCUGCAUGAGCUAAGAAAUAGUAAUAUACCAGAGAUUGGUUAUCCAACAUUGCGUGCAUUUGUUGAUUUCAUUUCUGACUUCGACAUGCUCCCUGACUCAGUUGAAAAGAGGAAUGAGAAUACUGCUCUUCAAACUGGAAUACCAUUUCGGCCUGUCAUGUUUGACUCCAUAUUGAAGAGUUUCACUCCUGAUAUUCCUGAUAACUUAUCAGGCAGGCCUAGACAAGAAGACGCGCAAGAGUUCCUAAGUUUUGUCAUGCAUCAGAUGCAUGAUGAAUUGCUUAAACUUGACGGGCAAGUUCCAAAUGGAAAUGGAAAAACUGCAUCAUUGGUCUCUUCGACUGAUGAUGAAAGUGAGGAUGACAACUGGGAGACUGUUGGUCCAAGGAAUAAAACUGCAAUAACAAGAACUCAGAGUUUUCUACCCUCAAAGUUGAGUUCCAUUUUUGGUGGUCAAUUAAAAAGUGUGGUGAAGGCAAGAGGUAACAAGGCCUCUGCUACCAUACAGCCAUUUAUCCUGCUCCACCUUAAUAUUUGUCCUGAGCCUAUCUGUACAGUAGAAGAUGCACUUAGAUUGUUUUCUGAGCCAGAAACACUUGAAGGGUAUAGAAUAUCAGCAGCUGGAAAGGCUGAGGUGGUAACUGCCAGUAAAUCUGUUAAGAUUUCGGAGCUUUCUGAAAUUAUGGUUUUGCAUUUGAUGCGCUUUAGCUACGGAAGCCAAGGAAGCACCAAAUUGCACAAAACUGUGCAUUUUCCUUUGGAGCUGCUUGUUGGCCGUGAAUUGCUCGCAUCUCCAAGCUCUGAGGCUAGAAGGUACGAACUGGUUGCUACGAUCACUCAUCAUGGUAGGGACCCUUCAAAGGGACACUACACUGCAGAUGCACGUCACCCCAAUGGUACAUGGCUGCGUUAUGAUGAUGCCUCCGUCACACCCAUUCCUAAAAGCAAGGUGCUGCACGACCAGGCAUACGUUCUCUUCUACAAACAAUUGUAGCUGAUAUGUAUCCAGAUUUAUUGUACAUGUACUCUAUUAGGUUGCGUGAGUAUAGAAUCUGGUGAUGUUGAUGACAAUAGCUAGUGAAACGGAGAAACACAAUAGUAUUGCAUUAUUUCUCAGACUGGGCCCCUGAUGAUUUCAACGAUUGAGAAGCAUGUAAUUCAGCUUGAACCAGUUGCUGGCAGUUUGGAUUAUGGUGGUUGUGAUGAGAUGAGCCCAGGUAUAUUGAAAACGUGUUGAUUGUACUGAAAUCAGGGUAGAAGGGUGACAUUUUGUUGGAACGGCUGUAACGUGAUUCAUUGAUCUGAGAACUCAAAAGUUGAUUCAUUGAUCUGAGAACUCAAAUGAGCAACGUUGGGUUGUUUGGUGGAA